Molecule: messenger RNA, 585 nt
Organism: Saprolegnia parasitica CBS 223.65
Lineage: Eukaryota; Oomycota; Saprolegniomycetes; Saprolegniales; Saprolegniaceae
Exons: 3
Coding region: 1-585 (194 amino acids)
Source: RefSeq, a predicted model, not a curated record
AUGUCGGUGGACCUCACGGGGCUCUCGGGCCACGCGCGGGCCGCGAUGAUUCGGCAAGAGUUUAUGCGCGCCAAGGAGACGCAUCCGAUGCGCAUCGAGGCCAAGCUCAUGGUGCGCAACUUCCGCCGCACCGAGAAACCAUCGAUGCAGCGCAAGCACCACGCGUGCGUGCUCUCGCAGCGCGACCGGAUCCAAGACAUCCUCGACCGCGUCCAGGCCAAGCUCAACUCGGACACGCUCCCAUUCCACUUUGGCAAGGAAGACAAAGAAUACGUCGUGCAGUGGGUCGAGGACGUGGAGUUCAUCUUGCACUACUUUCGUCCGCAAGCCGACCCGCGCAACGAUCCGCUGGGACGCAUGGUGGACAAGCUCUACUGGCUCCACCAGUCGUACGCGUGCUUUGCUGCGAUCGGCCACGACGCCAAGGCCAUCAUCGACGACUGGGACAGUCUCGGCAUGUUCGAGAACGACGCCUUUAGCGACGACAGCGACGACGACGAAGCGAAGGUGUCUUACGCGACCCUUUGUUGCGAUGCGAUCGAGCUCGACGCGGCUGCAGAGGCGCACCGCAAGGUAGCUGCCUGA